Drosophila ananassae is the source of this 1860-nucleotide messenger RNA. Its product is annotated as G-protein coupled receptor Mth. Bases 95 to 1621 code for a protein of 508 amino acids. Gene Ontology annotation, molecular function: G protein-coupled receptor activity. Gene Ontology annotation, cellular component: membrane. The record is from RefSeq and is a predicted model, not a curated record. Gene Ontology annotation, biological process: G protein-coupled receptor signaling pathway; cell surface receptor signaling pathway. Lineage: Eukaryota; Metazoa; Arthropoda; Insecta; Diptera; Drosophilidae. The transcript is spliced from 7 exons.
GAAAGAGCUCAGUUCGUUUUCAGAGAUGUACGCUUAAAGUAGAGAUUUAAGUGAAAAGAAUCAUUGUGUACUCACUAAGCGAACAAAGGAAGAAAUGGAACUGGCUCUUAGGCGUUCGACUACUGGUUUCCUGUGUCUUCUACUGGUGAUCCUAGAAGGACACAAAGUCAAGACGGACAUUGCCGGCUGCCAUUUCUACGACACCGUCAACCUCACUUCCAGCCAGAAAUUCGAAAACGGAUCUUACUUCUACCAGGGAGUGGAAAUCACCCCCAACCGGACCGGGGAAUAUAGCCACGUUCUGCUGCCCGAUGGCGACCGGGAGUCCGUGAAGAGCCAUUGGCGAGGAUGUGUCUGCCAGCUGAAGACCUGCAUCCGGUUGUGCUGCCCCCCCAACCAGUACAUGACCCCGGAUAACGUAUGCGUAGAUGGCCUGGAGGAGGAGACGUGGUCAGACCACUACGUGGAUAUCACCAGCGAGAACGACACGAAAAGCCUGGACUUUCACAAGGACUUCGUCCAUCAGGGACAUCUACCUCAGCCCUGUUCAGAUCUGUACAAUCUAUACAAGAAUGAGGGCAUACUCUUUGAGAAUGGGACAUUCCUGCGGCACUACGACAACAAGCACCUUACCAAGCAGGAGUACUGCAUCCAGCCCCUGAAGUUCAACGAUUCCAUUCAAAUCCUGCCCUUCAACUGCGCCAUAAAGAGCGGUCCCGAUUGGGGAAAGACAGUGGCGAUCAGCACGUCCAUAGUCGGCAUUGUUGUCACCAUCGCGGUUUUCUGUCUGACAGAAAAGCUGAGAAACUUCGACAGCAUAUGCCUUAUUAGCUACAUGGUGUGCCUGGGCUUAGGAAGUCUCAUGCAGCUCCUGGAUUCAUGGCAAAUACCAACUUCCACACUGUGUGAACCCACAGGCUACCUCGGCUACUUCUUCAUAAUGGCCGCCUUCUGCUGGCUUUCCGUGAUCAGUUGGUAUGCGGGAAAGCGCUUUGCAAAAAAACAGACCAACGUAAUAAGAAUUACGAAUCCUGGCAAGAAGUACUUGGUCAACAGCGGCUAUGCCUUGGGCAUGCCUGCUCUCCUGACAAUUGCCGUCGUCCUGUUGGAUUAUUUUUUGGACAAGGAUGAGUACGAGGCGUGGAUGCCGGGAGUGGGGAUCUUCAACUGUUGGAUCAAGACCCAGGACUGGAGCGCCAUGAUCUACCUCUAUGGACCGAUUCUGAUUGUGAUCACAUACAACAUGACCGUUUUCGUCAAGGCGGCCACGAAUAUUGUGACGAUCAAAAUGAACACCAUGAAAAGUUGUAGGUCGGAGGAGUCGCACGCCUCGAGGGGAGUCUAUUCUGAAAUGCAAAUAUUCAUGAUCUGCGUUAAGCUCUUCUUGAUUAUGGGGGUGUCGUGGAGCCUGGUGAUUAUAUCCUACUUGGUGGAGAACGACGACUUGUGGCGUACUAUUUUCCUGCCCAGCGACUUAAUCAACCACUCCCAAGGAACUAUAAUCUUAGUGGUGGUCGUGUUGCCAGCAAUCCUGAAGAGUAAAUCAAAGAAAGCGGCGGAGUCCAGAAGUGUCGCCAGCAGAGUACCUCUGACUAGGACUUCUGAUUCAACAUCAGCCUGAGAAUAGUAAGAAAAUGAUCGUAUAAAAAGUUUCCAUGGAGGUUUCUGACUCAGCUUCUGGAGAAAAAGCCUCACCCUUGAACUGAAACCCGAGCUUAUCAGCACAUAAGUUCAUUUUAUUUACAUGACAUACACUUCACAUAAUUAUAUUCAUAUUGUAAAAAAUAAAUAUUAAUCAUAACAAUCAAUUGCUUCUGUAAGCUAAGUAAUUAUUUAUUAAAACCGAAUAAUUACAAGAAA